This is a messenger RNA of Fraxinus pennsylvanica, 420 nucleotides long. Lineage: Eukaryota; Viridiplantae; Streptophyta; Magnoliopsida; Lamiales; Oleaceae. The record is from the annotation of a GenBank genome assembly.
AUGGUCGCAAGAUCCUUCCCUGGCCGGCCGAUGGCCACCUUAAAGUAUGUUGGUGGCAAAGCCCGUGUUAUUUCUGUGCCUCGAGACAUCAGUUUCCAAGAACUUAGGACGAAGCUCACUUACCUGUUUGAUGGUGAACUGCUCCUUAAGUAUCGACUGCUCUUGGAGGACCUUGAGGCCUUGGUGUUAGUGACAUCUGAUGAAGAUCUUCGCCGCAUGUUAGAUGAUCGUGACCAUCAUGAAAGUGCAGGAAGUUUGAAGCUUCGAGCUUUCCUGUUUCCUGCAAACCCUAUGGCAAUUGAAAAACAAAUGGCAACCACAGAACAUCGUGCACUUGAGCUACGAUAUAUUGAUGCCAUCAAUGGCAUAAUCAGUGCUACACCACCGAGCACAAUAUCNCACAGAACAUCGUGCACUUGA